CAACAGAGAUGGCAUCUACGAUGGAGCGGUUUUCACGGUAUUCGAACUGUAGUGGAUCAAGUGCUAUUGGAAGGCAGUGUGUAGUACUGUAGAUGUGCAAAAUGAGCUUCCUAAAGCUACGGUCCUUAAAGUUUGGCAAUCUGUGUGCUCUGCAGGGUUUUAGUAAAGAUGCACGAAAGGUGUGUUCUCAAAAAAUAAAGCAUCCAGUACUGUUGCCUGUCCGAAACAUGGUAUUAUCCCUUUGCUCUAGGAAAGACAAUACACUGCCAGACUCUGCAGAAAAGCUGGAUCUCGAUGCAUGGAAAAUUGUCAUGAAAUCCAGUGCAACAGAGGUAGAAGCUGCCAAGGACACAUCUGAUGAUGAGAUGGAUUCUUCCUCAACAUCCAUAAGGGAGCUUGUGGAAAUGUGGCGACUUGCUGGCAGAAUUAUACCAGAGCAUUUGAGUGAUGAAGAGUGCAAAGUUCUUCAAGAACUUCGAACAAAGUCUGCCAAGAAGAAGUACUUGAAGUAUCUAGCUAUCAAGGAAGGUCAUAAGAAAGCUAAGAAGGAAAAGAGAGAAGCAAAGAAUACAGCAAGAGCACAGGCACUGGAAAUGGGCAAAGAAAGCAAGAGUAGUGCUCCAAAAAACACCUUUCUUCUGCAGUUCUGGCAAAAAAAACUGGACAAUCUUUACAAUUGGAGAGCUGCUAAUGCUAUGAUAUUUGGGCAGCCACUGGUGUUUGACAUGAGCUAUGAAAAAUGUAUGUCACGUAAAGAACUGGAGAACACAGUGAGUCAGUUGGUAGAAAGUGAAGGGCACAACAGAAGGUCUUUAGAUCCUUUCCACAUUCAUUUCUGUAAUCUCAAAAAAGACGGCUUGUACUACAAAGAAUUGUUAAAGUAUUAUGAUGCAUCUUGGGAUAGACUGCUAAUAACUGUGACUGAAGAUAUGCAUGUUGAUAUUUUUCCUAGAGAUAAUUUAGUGUAUUUAACUGCAGAUUCUCCUCAUGUCAUGAGAACAUUUGACCACAAUAAAAUCUAUAUAAUUGGUUCUAUUGUUGAUAAGUCUAUACAGACAGGACUGUCCUUUGCAAACGCAAAACGUCUUAAAUUGACUACAGCACGAUUUCCCUUAGAUGAAUUCCUGCAAUGGGAAAUUGGAGCCAAAAAUCUUACAUUAGACCAGGUUAUACGCAUAUUGCUGACAUUAAAGGACACUGGUGAUUGGACUGAAGCUCUUAAAUAUGUUCCACAAAGAAAACAUGGUGGAUAUUUAACAUCUACAUUAGUGCAAAAUGAUAUGCCUGCGUAUCAUAGAAAUGGGAAAAAGCAGAACUGGAUAAGAAGUUCAUCAGUUUCAAAAUUUGUGGAAGAUAAAGAGCCACAAAAAAUAAAGCCUCUUACAGACUUUAGAACUAAGAAACGUGGAGAGAAAAAAUGGUGGGAAAAGUAGUAAUUCCUAACUUGUGAUGAAACAUUGGAUGUUUAAUUUACUACUCUUACUUGUAUCUUCUGGUUGUUGAUUCUUCUUGUCACAGUCCCCUCUUCAUUACUAGAACUGGCUACAUUCUCUACAAAUAGCUUGUCAAUAUUUUUUCUUUUUUUUUUUUUUUUUUUUUUUUGCUUUAGACAGAAAACUAGCUAUUAUAAAAUCAAGCAGCUUCUGGGAUUCCUGACUUGUAGUUUCUAGUUUUGUCUGCAUUUGGAUUUAUGGUGCCUUCACAUUUGUAAAUGUGCCAUAUAAAAUGGAUGUGUAAUGUAUAUAUGUUAAUAUGUAUGUGUGUGUACAUAUAUAUGUAUGUAUAUUUUUAUAUAUAUAUUUGAAUUUUCUGUAAGCGUAUUCUAUAUAUAUAAAAUAAACACACAUUUGUCCAUAUAUGAUUUUGCUCUCUUAUGUUGAAUAACCCAUACACAACUCGCAGAAGAUCACACCCAUUUGAGCGAAGAUUUCAAAUCACCAAAAUGGAUUCUGCCAUGGGUGUGCUGCAGGGACAAGUAACGUUUAUAUAACAUUUUACUAACAAAUUUAAGACAACAAAUCCUGCAUUAACAAAAUAUGAUGUACAAUUUGUCCUGCACCUGUGUGUGAGUGUAUAUAUUCAGCUAUACACAUUUAAGUGACAGCCAGUGUAUAUUAACAGCAUAACAGAUGUUUAACUAGUGUUUGUAAUAAUUCAAGGUUUUGCUUUUUAGUCCUAUGGCUACCACGUAAGCACUAGUUUAAAGAAUAUUGUAAAUAGAUUUUUGUAAUAGAACUAUGGGAGGAAUUUACUGAGUAGUGUUUUAGACCAGCUUUUUAAUUACUGUUAUUUUUGUACAGCCUUGUAUAUACUUUUGAACUGAUUCGUGGCUGUUUCACUGCAGAUGCAUUCCUGUUUCCCAUUUAAUUUUUGUGGGAGUGAGUUCAUAUUUUACUGUAUGAAAAUCUGUUUGAGAUUUGAACUGUAGAAUAAAACAUGGAGCUUUAUUAACAUUA
This is a messenger RNA of Protopterus annectens (West African lungfish), 2456 nucleotides long. RefSeq names its product tRNA methyltransferase 10C, mitochondrial RNase P subunit (gene TRMT10C). The transcript is spliced from 2 exons. Gene Ontology annotation, cellular component: nucleoplasm; nucleus; mitochondrion. The record is from RefSeq and is a predicted model, not a curated record. Gene Ontology annotation, biological process: positive regulation of mitochondrial translation; mitochondrial tRNA 5'-end processing. Lineage: Eukaryota; Metazoa; Chordata; Ceratodontiformes; Protopteridae. The coding region runs from base 93 to 1433 and encodes 446 amino acids. Gene Ontology annotation, molecular function: tRNA binding.